AUGGCACAGUGCCAAGAGUACAUGUCAGCCCCGCUUGAAGGCCCUGGCAGUCCUUGUCAAUGCUGUUUGGAUGCUCGCCUGGUCAUGGCCAUGCCUUGCUUUUCUGUAAAUGGGAUGACUGCGAGAGGGAGGGAGGUGGCCUGUGUUUUUGACUUUUGUGUCCGAGGCUGUAUAGCUGCACACGUUGGGGAAAAAGGAACAAUUGUGCUUGACACUGACAACCCCGACUCUGUACAACAACAUCCCACCCUUUGUAGCAUUGAAGAAUAUUGCUUGGGUUUAAGCGCUACUAGGGGCUCCUGGCAUCGCUACUAG
This is a messenger RNA of Durusdinium trenchii, 315 nucleotides long. The record is from the annotation of a GenBank genome assembly. NCBI's taxonomy places the organism in Eukaryota, Dinophyceae, Suessiales, Symbiodiniaceae.